Cyclopterus lumpus (lumpfish) is the source of this 2834-nucleotide messenger RNA. It is a transcript of the gene bcl2l13, whose product is annotated as BCL2 like 13. Gene Ontology annotation, biological process: regulation of apoptotic process; apoptotic process. Bases 191 to 1795 code for a protein of 534 amino acids. The transcript has 7 exons. Gene Ontology annotation, cellular component: mitochondrion. The record is from RefSeq and is a predicted model, not a curated record. NCBI's taxonomy places the organism in Eukaryota, Metazoa, Chordata, Actinopteri, Perciformes, Cyclopteridae.
CAAAGCACACACUGUCCUUGUGCUGCCCGCCAGUGGUGCUCUCUUCAGUCACUGGUGCAGCGGGACUGGGUCGCUUGUUUCCAUUCUUGCUGCCGCGUGUCAGCACCUGUUUGCCAUUGGUCGAGGACGGUGAGACGUCCAGCUUUGACUGAAAAAAAGAAGAAGCGUAUGCCUGAGAGACAACUUUUCAAUGGCUACCUCAGGCCCCACCUCUUCUGCCUCCAUCACUGCUGCUGUGCCUGAGAGUUUCCAUUAUGAAACCAAGUACAUCGUGCUCAACUACUUGGCAAUGCUGCCUGUUAGUAGAUCACAGACGCUAAACAUUUCUCAAGAAGAUGCCCAAAAUGAGAGGCGCACAAUGAUAAAAGGGCAUGAGGAAGAGCUGCGACAACUGGACGAUGAAAUCGCUGCAUCCUUUUCCACGACGGGCUUUGACCGGCACACAUCGCUGGUGUUUAAUCCCGUGGUCCCAGAGACCUCUAUUGAAGACUGCCUUGCUGCGAUGGGAGACCGCGUGGACGCAGAGCUCGACACACACCUGGAAGCAGCUGUACACACACUCCUCGCAGGGCCUCUGGACUAUGAGCGAUUCAGAGACACAACCCGGGAUCUCUCCAUACACACACAGGGAGGCUGGAGCAAGGUGCUGGUACCUUUGGUGCUCCUCCAGGCUUUACAAAGCGAAGGACAGUCGCUGACAACUCUGUUGCAUCUGGGAAUGCGCUUCCUAGAGGAGGAGGAAGCCGGCUACAUCAUCCAGCAGGGGGGAUGGGGUGAAGUCUUCAGCCUUGAGCCCGAGGAGCGAGGUUUGACCAUUGCUGAAGACAGCAACGACAUUUACAUCCUCUCAGGGGACCAGCAUCCGGACCAGCUCAGCCCCCCCUCCUCGCUGCUCUGCACUGGAGGCAACAGCAGUCAACAGAGCUCCUGGCAGACAGAAAGCUUACCCGUGUCUCUGGCCGGUCACGAGUCUUGGGCACAGAUUAGCGCGAUGGACCCCGAAGACAUGAAGAGCUUGGACAGCAAUGAGGGCGUGGCUCUGGCCGAGGAGCGCAGCGAGAACAACUCCUCAAACUCGGACAUCGUCCACGUCGAGCGCGAAGAUGCUGAGCUGCUCGGGGAAGGAAGCGAAGUUGGAGCAAUAGACGAAAGCAUGAUGAGCAUUUUAGGCACAGAGAGUGAGCUGGCCGAGCUCAGGGAAGAAUUUAGGGACCAGACUCCACCUGUUCUGGUGUCAGCCGAGGCAGACUCGACAGAGCCGGCCUCCCUGCUUUCAUUCGAGGACCCAGUUGUAAUAGAGACGCCUGCAAGCUUGUCGGCGGAGCCCUCCCUCAUCUCCUUAGAACCAGAGCUGCCUCCCCCUCCCUCUGAGCCUGAACCUGCAGCCCCUUUAUCUGUUCCUGCAGUAGAACCAGAGCCUGACCCAGAACCCGCUGCUGCAACCGCCCCAGUGCCUGGUGAAGUGGCACCCCAAUCUCCAGCCAAGGAAACCCCAUCAGCACCAGCAGAGGCCGAUGCCACCUCAGAACCCGCUGCCGAACAGGAGCCAGAGCCUGUCACAGUGCCUCCCCAGCCAGAGGAGCCAGAACCAGAGACUUUGGCGGAGGCGGAGGCCCAGCUGGCUGCACUCGUUGUCCCAGAGGCUGUAGUGGCCCCCGUAGAACCCCCAGCUGAGGAGCCACCAAUGCAGCCGGAACCAGAAUCAGAGCUCCAAGUGAUGCUUUAUGGAGGUGCUGCACUGGUGGUCCUCGUGGCUGUAAUGGCAUACGGCAUCAUGAGCUACAGGAGGAAGUAGAACAUCUUUCUUAGGGUCGGAGAAUGUAAAUUACACAAUGUUAAGGUAGAAAUAAAUGUAUUAGUACACACAUGGUGAGACUCUUCUUACAAAUUGUGUUGGAUGUACUAAAGGAGGUGGCUUUUUCUGCUAUUCUUUUGAGGGUUUUAAAUCUGUGAAAAUGCCCCCUAGGCAACCAAAACCUCACCUCAACCUUACUGCUGUGACUCCAACUUCAAACACAGGAAGAGGACAAGAAUGCACUCCAUUAUGCUCCUUACUUUUGGUGUUUUUCUUCUCCUCUUAAGACUCCAGCCCUUUUGUCUUUGAUUGGAACGUUUGUGUUCAUUUCUCUUCCGCUUGAUUUGGUUUCUGUAAUCUGUGGCUCACCGUUGGGACUGUUUUGAGUCAGUUCUACAUUGGAAAUCCACUGAUAACUCCCUUAGCUGACAUAAACCUCAAAGUUCAUAUUAACAGUUGCUGUGAGACUUUUAGCUUCCUCUCCUUCUAUGCAGAAAAGUGGCAUUUAUUCAUAUGUUCCUCCUCGAACUAAGAUGACAAUUUUUCUCUUUCUGAUUAACAAACCAAAUGUAUAUGGAAAAGAAAGUUAGCAACUACAUGCAUCAUCGCUUAGAUUUCAUCUUUCCAUAUUCCACAAGGGAUUUGUAUCAUUUUACAGACAACAUAUUUUAGUUCUCGUAUAUUGAAACAAUGAUUUUGCCGCAGAUUGGAUGAAAAUAUUUAAAUGAGUCCUGAGAAAACUCUUCUGCUGCUUGGCAAAGAAUGUGAAUUCAGUCAUCCCUGUUGAUGUGAACACAAUUCAGGUUUGAAUAUUUUUUCUGCUAUGUCUGUGUUUUACUUUGUUCCCGUCGCUAUGACUGCUCCACUGCUUAUAACGUAACGACUAAUGCCACAACUUUACAAGGACUAUUGCAUCAGUUAGGAUGUCCACUCCAUACCCUCAAGAAGAAAAUGGGUUCUUCAGCGACAAUCAAAAUGGCAUCAACGUGUUUGUAUGACACAGAAAAUGCGGUUAAUAAAGAUUUGGUUUUUGAAGCAG